Messenger RNA from Effrenium voratum, 1518 nucleotides. The record is from the annotation of a GenBank genome assembly. NCBI's taxonomy places the organism in Eukaryota, Dinophyceae, Suessiales, Symbiodiniaceae.
AUGACGCAGCCUGGCUGCAGCGGACAGGUCUACACCUUCCAUCGGAGUAACAUCCACGAGCGACGGCCGGCCGCCACCUUUGCCCGGCUAGUCCCGCUCUUCAGCUUCCUCCUGGUCGUCGCUGUGGCGGCCAUUGGCUUCGCGCUUUGCGACCGGCUCUUGCUCGCCCUGUGCGCGAUCCUGAACACCAGCCUCUGCCUGGGCAUGAGCUACAGCGGGGUCCUGUGCCUCCUGGGCGUGCGGAAGGUGGCGGAGGAGCUGCGCCGCGAGGCCGCGGAGCUGCCGCAGGAAGAUGGCAUCCAGCAUGUCAUCAUCAUCGCCAACUACAAGGAGGACUUGGAGAUGCUGGCGCAGACCCUUACCUCCCUGGCGCAGGCGCACGGGUGCCAGGGCUUCCACGUGGUGCUGGCCAUGGAGGCUCGGGAGGGCGUGGCAGCUAGGGAGAAGGCGGCUCAGCUGACCAAGAGCUUCAGCCAACACUUUGCCUCGCUGAGAAGCACGCACCACCCGGAGGAUCUGGUUCAAGAGCACAAAGAUGGCUCGUGGGACCCGGAGAUCCCGGGGAAGGCCUCCAACCUGAAGUGGGCGGUCCGCGAAGUGUACGGGGACUUGCUCAAGGCGGGCAAUGACGCUUCCUCUCUGCUGCUCACAGUGGCGGAUGCGGACGUGCUUUUCCACCCCCGAUACUUCAACCACAUCGCCCACGACUUCAGCUACCUCCGCCGAUUUGGAGGUGGCGAGCACGAGUGGACCCUCUGGCAGGCGCCGCAGCUGCCCUUCCGGAACUACUUUGCGUCCCCUGCCUGCUCCCGGGUCUGGGCAUACGUGGCCUCCAUGUACGAGUUCGGCGGCGUGGCAGGGCUGAGCCUGGGCGGUGACCACUUCGUGUUUAGUACCUACUCCAUGCCUUUCCGCCUGGCGGUCGAGGCCGAGGCGCACGAGGGGGAUGUCAUUGCGGAGGACCACCAUUGCUACAUCCGCUGCUUUCUCUACAAUGCCAUGCAGACAGCCAAAGCCUCACCCGGGCAAGGCGCGCGGACGCGGCUGAGACCCGUUUUCCUGCCAGUCAAAGCCACGUCGGUGGUGUCGGAUGGAGGCGCCUGCCAGACGUGGAUUGACAGGUGGUUUCAAGCCAAGCGUCACGCGCAGGGCGUCGCAGAAGUCUCCACCAUUGUUCUGGCCGCGCUGGACGCCUCUCGCCAGCUGCCACGACACGCGUGGACCACCUCAUUGGCCAUUUCUAUGGCGAGGAUGGCAGGGAGGCUGAUGUACAUUCACAUGUUGCCGUCUUGCCAGUUCGUUGCGAUGUUUUUCCUGACCUUGGAUUGGCUGUGUAGCGGAUUCAAGAUCGAGCUGUGUAGCACGCCGCAGAACUCCAGGGAGGUGCUCCUGUGCGGGGCAGCUGGGAUCUGGAACCCCGCCUGGCCCGCGGUGCCCAUCACAGUGUUCAUCAUCCUGGGCAGCAUCUCCAUGGUCUCCGUGAGCUACCUGCGGCCCCUGGAGCAAGGAGUCGGGUAG